This is a messenger RNA of Acanthosepion pharaonis, 1026 nucleotides long. The record is from the annotation of a GenBank genome assembly. NCBI's taxonomy places the organism in Eukaryota, Metazoa, Mollusca, Cephalopoda, Sepiida, Sepiidae.
AUGGAGAGACAACGAGGAGCUCUUCUGUCCAAGACGGAAACGCUGGCGGAGAGACAACGAGAGCUGCCGUCUGUCCGGAAGACAACGAAACGCUGGCGGAGAGACAACGAGGAGCUCCCUUUUCUUCCUUUCAAGAAUACAGAAAAAGCUAUUCACAUGACAAACCUUCUUCAUUUGUUUAGCGAUAAUGAAGAUAUUGAUGAGGUAUCGACCCCUAGUCUUAAGUAUUUGCUCUUGCCUGCUUUACUUAAUUAUUUCACAAUGAGAAAAGUUGGAGGCGAACGUUUAGAUUUAGUGAAAAAAGCCAAGAGGGCAGUGAUCUCCCUUUUCUCUCCAUUCUUUCAAUUUCUGUCCAUCUUGACAUGUUUGUUGAUUUCCUCUCUCUCUCUGCCCUUUCCUCUUCAGGAACCAGAUUUACUUGGAAUGGCUAAUCAGCGCCAAAACAAAAUUGACCGUUAUAAAGAACAAAAGAAAACAUUGCAAGAAAUCAAAGAAUUACGGGUUCAUAUUGAAAAGGAACAUGUGGAAGAAGAAGUUCAACGAAAAUAUUAUUUGUUGCUGCUUAAAAACUGGAUCAGUACGGCAUUGGAUGAUUUUGAAAACAUCAAAAUGGAGCUUGAAAUUUUGAAGCAGAUGGCUGCUAUGAAGGCCAAAGGAAUUGACAUUGCUGAAGAGAAAAAAUCAGGAGGAUUUAAAAAGAAGCCUUUCCGUCCUUUCAUUAUCACAAAAGAUCAAUUACAAAAGAAAGUGAUUGGUGCUGGUUAUCCAAGUUUACCGACAAUGACAGUCGAGGAAUUCUAUGAGCAAAAAGUCAAAGAUGGAACAUUUCAGCUUCCAACUGGAUCCAGUCUUCAAGAUUGGGCAACAGAUCCAGACAAAACCUCAAAGGAUAAAGAAGAAGAAGAAAGAAAUGAAGAAGCAAAAAUUGAGAAAGACGAUGCUGAGAAACUUUCCAAAAUGCGGAAUUGGGAUGAUUGGAAAGAUGAUGUCCGUCGUGGUGAUGGGAAUCGGAUGAACAUGGGCUGA